Messenger RNA from Aspergillus japonicus CBS 114.51, 408 nucleotides. RefSeq lists its product as uncharacterized. Lineage: Eukaryota; Fungi; Ascomycota; Eurotiomycetes; Eurotiales; Aspergillaceae. The record is from RefSeq and is a predicted model, not a curated record. Bases 1 to 408 code for a protein of 135 amino acids. The transcript has 2 exons.
AUGGAGAGCGCUACAGGCGAUGACGGAACCACACUUGCGACAAGAAGAUCGACACCCGUCUCCAUUCCCGGAUACACGGGUGCAUACAAUAGAGGGCCUUAUACAGACACAUUCUCCCCUCCGAUAACAUGCCGUCAAUCAGCGACCAUGUAUACGGCCGAUGACGGCGCAGGAGCAGCAGCGGGAACGAUUUAUUAUGGACACUGGUGGUCAGGGGACAUGGCCUGCUAUCCCACAGGAACCAUUCCAGCCACCUCGUACACACAUUUUCAGUUCUGGUACUCAUAUUACUACAGCCCUGGCUACUACUGUCCGAGUAGCUGGCACACAGCAGCAACUUUAGCCGACGGCUGGGCAGGCGAGACACUCACCGGAAGUCGUAAUGGCGUCUUGUGUUGCCCCAGGUAA